AACUGAUUUACAUCCUGGUUAAAAGGUAAAUUUAGCUGUGUCUGUCGAACAGUGCUAACAAAUGCUUGCCAAAACCAGGACUGGGAAGCAGCAGAGAACAUGAACGAAUAAACAUCUUCAGGAAGUAGAAAUAAUUUAUGUUUUAUGGAAAAAAACAACUUAUCACUUACGAAGCAGCAUUGGAAAUUGAAUGUCAUAAUAUCUUUAUUAUUUGGUGGAAGAAUUGAAAAAGCGUAGUAACCCUGUGAGAAUACAAAGCAAUGGAUUCUGCUCCACAACCAAUACAAGCUCAACCUCAACCUCAACCUCAACCUGAUUUUGUGCAGAUGAACAACCUGGCCAGUCAAAAUGUAGGAGCAAAGGUGUUAUUUGCAACAGAUGAUUGGUUUGCAGCCGCGGAAAAUCUUUUAAAAAAAUCGGAUCCGGAAUUCAAACCAGGUCUCUUUACAGAGUUUGGCAAAUGGAUGGAUGGAUGGGAAACAAGAAGAAAAAGAAUUCCAGGUCACGACUGGUGUAUUAUAGAAUUGGGGGUGGCAGGAGUCAUUCAUGGUCUAGAUGUGGACACAUGUUUCUUCACUGGAAACUAUGCCCCUCGCAUCUCUGUCCAAGCUGCAUGCUUAAAGCCAGAAAACAUUACAUUGGGUCCAAGACUAGACAAAACUGGAACAGCAGCCUCGGAUGCAGAGUUAAAAGCUGCUGAAAAGCUUCAUUCUGAGAAAUGGGAUUAUCUUCUCAAAAUGGUGGAGCUUAAACCAGGCUACCAAGAAUCAAGCCACAGCUACUUUCAUGUUACUUCAAGGGAGAGAUGGACUCAUAUCCGGUUAAAUAUCUACCCAGAUGGUGGAAUAGCUCGUUUUAAAGUUUAUGGCAUUGGACAAAGAGAAUGGUCAUCAUGUGGACCUAAUGAUUUAAAAGAUUUGCUGUCAAUGGUCAAUGGUGGUGUCUGUCUUGGUUUCAGUGACGCCCAUUAUGGACACCCCCGGAAUCUCAUAGGGUUGGGAAGAGCAGAAGAUAUGGGUGAUGGCUGGGAGACAGCAAGAAGACUUGAUAGGCCCCCGAUCUUAAAGGCUGACAGUAAAGGAAUUCUCCAAGUACCUGGAAAUGAAUGGGCAAUAUUCAGACUAGGCCAUCCGGGAUUAAUUACACAUAUUGAAAUAGAUACUAAUCACUUCAAAGGUAAUGCCCCAAACUCUUGUAAAAUUGAUGCUUGCAUCCUGUUUCCAAAAGAGGAAGAAGACUGCAUUCGAAAAAAGUGGGGGGUCAAACAAGGGCAUAACUGGAAACCACUUCUUCCUGUUACCAAGAUCCAUCCUCACAAAAGACACUUUUUUGAAGGCACUUACCUAGCACUGCAAGAGGGUAUCUCACACGUGAAGAUUACUAUGACGCCGGAUGGUGGUGUGAGCCGAGUUCGGCUUUGGGGUUUUCCCCGAACUUUUGACAUGUAACUGUUUAUUAAGCAUUCAACAACAGUGAAGUCCUCUAGAUCAUUUAUUCAUUUUUCACAGUCCACAUUUCUAUAAUUUUAUAUAGUGAUACGCUGUCAAUUCUUCUUCUUCCUUAAUACCUUGUGAAAUGCUUCUCUAGAAUUUUUUCAUGCAAGUUUUUCUUCUAUCCAUCAACAUGGGAAAUUACCUGGAUUGGUUUUUAGAGGUCUGUUCAGAGUGGGUAUUCAUAAUCCCAUAUAUUCUACAACUCAUGACUUACCAGAAAGCUAGAUCGCUAACAUAUGAAAUUAACUACUAAAGUAAAAAAAUAGGAACAACGACACCUAUGAUAAUAAUGAUUAUAUUUACAUAAAAUAUUUCAUGCUAACUUUAGCAGUAACAUUCAUUGAUCUUAUUAACACAGAAUGUUCACCAAUUCUAUGGUAUUUAGAGAAAUCUAAUAUGAAAAAAUGAAAACAACAAAUUAAAAUUUUUAUACCAGCUGGCAAAGGACAAAAUAAUUGCUGACAUAAAUGACGGUGGGCUAGAGAUCCAAGGGGCCACAGUAAGUGUUAAAAGCUGAAAUGCAUGACCCUCUCUAACAGUCAAUAGGGGAGCUGUUUGAAAGUCCCCCUAACCUGUAGACUCAUGUACAGCAGGUGAGGGGAUCAAAUAAUAAAU
Pelobates fuscus (common spadefoot toad) is the source of this 2108-nucleotide messenger RNA. It is a transcript of the gene ALLC, whose product is annotated as allantoicase. Gene Ontology annotation, biological process: allantoin catabolic process. Lineage: Eukaryota; Metazoa; Chordata; Amphibia; Anura; Pelobatidae. The coding region runs from base 261 to 1448 and encodes 395 amino acids. The transcript has 13 exons. Gene Ontology annotation, molecular function: allantoicase activity. The record is from RefSeq and is a predicted model, not a curated record.